UGUCCGUGGGUUUAUUUUAAACAGUUUAAUUUGCCCCGGAGGAGCGGCCGCUGCCCGGCAGAGACCAACCCAGUGCGGCAGUUCUGGGAAUCGGCUGCUCUGAAACGCAAACGAGCCCCGGCGCGCUGCCGGGGCGGGCGGGAUAGAGGGGGAGGGACGGGACGGGCACGACGCGGCUCCGGGGCUCGCCGGCGGGACCGGCUCCCCGUAUCGGGACCCGGCGGGGGGACCCGCGGUCCCCGCACUCUGCCGUGCCCGGCGGGGCGGCGAACGCCGGCUCUGCCGCGGGCAAGAACCGUGUACAUCCCUUCGGAGCCGUUCAGCCGCGCCGGGGCUCGCCCCGGGCGGAGAAGAGACACCGGCGGGUGACACUGCCGGGCAGGCGGUGAGCCCGUCCCACGUGUGCGGAGCAGGGGAGCCCCGGCGCGGCCCCGCCGGACAACGAGCCCCCCGUGAGCUCCUCCCGGAGCCUUCCCGGCCCUCCAGGGGCUCCGCGCUCGCAGGCCGGGAGGGACGGCGGGGGACGGCCAGGGCUCCCGGGAGCGGCGGCCGGGCCCGGGCGGGGCGGAGGCGCGGGCAGGCGCGGAAGCGGAAGGCGGUGUCGCCAUGGCAGCGCGGAAGCGGAAGGCGCGGGCGAUGGCGGCGGGCGGCGCGGCGCUGUGGUGGCGGCUCUCGGCCUGGCUGCCGCGGGGCCGCCUCGGCCUGGCCGCGCUGCUCGGCCGCCUCUCCGACCGCCUCUCCCGCGGUCGCGACCGCCGCGCCCGCAGAUCAUCAUGGCUCCUUUUAGCCCCACUACUCACUCCUCCUGUUCCAGUGAUCACAGCCCCACCGUGUUCACUCUGUCCAGAAGGAGCGCACAGGUUCCAGUGGAUCAGGAAUCUGGUCCCAGAGUUUGGGAUCUCCAGCUCGCAUGUCAAGGUGCUUUCAUCCCCGGCGGAAUUCUAUGAACUCCUGAAGGUGCAGAUAAAAGCAGCCAAGCAGCGGGUGGUGAUGGCCUCACUGUACCUGGGAACAGGAGUCCUUGAGCAGGAGCUGGUGUAUUGCUUAGAAGAAACACUGGAGAAAUCACUGCAAGCAAAAGGCUCACCUGACCUCAGAGUUUCCAUUCUCCUCGACUACACCAGGGGUUCCCGGGGCAGGAAGAAUUCUCGAACAAUGCUGAUCCCGUUGCUGCAGCGAUUUCCCGAGCAGGUCCGCGUGUCCCUCUUCCACACCCCAAACCUGCGUGGACUGCUCCGGCUCCUGAUUCCAGAGCGCUUCAACGAGACCAUUGGGCUGCAGCACAUCAAGGUCUAUCUCUUCGAUGACAACGUGAUCCUGAGCGGUGCAAACCUGAGUGAUCUGUACUUCACCAAUCGUCAGGACCGCUACGUCCUGCUGCAGGACUCUCCCGAGAUCGCAGACUUCUUCACGGAGCUCGUGGAUGCAAUUGGAGAUGUGUCCCUGCAGUUACAGCAGGAUGAUACAGUCCAGAUAAUGGAGGGAAUGGUACACCCGUACCAAGGAGACAAAGUGGCUUACUGCGAGAUUGCCCACCGGAAGGUCAUGGAGGUCAUCAACUCUGCCCGCACACGGCAGGAGCUCCUUCAUGCAAAGACUUUCCACAGCAGCCAGCCAGGCAGCUCCCUCUUAUCCCAGCAAGGCUCUCAAGCAUCUGGGAGUCUGAAACCGGAACCUGACACCUGGAUCUAUCCCUUAAUCCAAAUGAAACCUUUUGGGAUUCAAAUAGACGAGAUGGUCACAGAGACACUGCUGACAGAGGCUGAGCGGGAUGCCAGGAUAUACCUCACCACUGGCUACUUCAACUUGACACAGGCCUACAUGGACCUCAUCCUGGGCACAAGGGCCGAGUACCGGAUCCUCCUGGCCUCGCCAGAGGUCAAUGGGUUUUUUGGUGCCAAAGGGGUGGCAGGUGCCAUCCCUGCUGCCUAUGUUUACAUUGAACAUCAGUUUUACAGUGAGGUCUGCUGCCUGCAGCAGCAGGAGAGGGUGCAGCUGCAGGAGUACUCCCGUGCUGGGUGGACGUUCCAUGCCAAAGGCCUCUGGUUGUACCUGGCAGGGAGUGACCUGCCCUGCCUGACCCUGAUUGGCUCUCCAAAUUUUGGAUAUCGAUCAGUUCAUCGUGACUUGGAAGCUCAGGUUGCAAUAGUGACAGAAAAUAAAGCCUUGCAGCAGCAGCUGCAUCAGGAGCAAGAGCAGCUUUACCUCUGCUCAGGUGUGGUCUCAACAUCAACGUUUGAGCAGCCAAGUCGUUAUGUGAAACUGUGGGUGAAGCUGGUGACACCUUUGAUCAAGAAUUUCUUUUGAAAGGAGAAAAGUUGCUGCUUUGGGUUGAAGGUCCAGACGUAGGUGGGCCCUCUCGUCCGUGUCUUGUAGACGGGGCACUCAUAGACGUUGACAGUGUCCAUGCGGUCCACGGGCACGGCUCUGAGCAGGAUCACCGGCAUCUCGGGCGUCAGCUCCUUCAUGCGCGAGUCCGCGAUGGAGCCCGAGGGCACGUCCCAGCGCGCACCUGCAGUGACAGCCGUGACAGCCGUCAGGGCACCCUGCCACCCCGGGCUGCUCCCCGAGGGCCCUUCCUCACAGCUACGCACGGCUGGGGGCUCCCAGGCUAAGGUUGGGUGGAGUGGCUCAAUGGUGGUUAGGUCUGACAUGUUCUCAUCUCACUGUGACCCGCGACUGCAUUUGCCUUACUGUGUGUGGGAUGUCUGAAUAAAUUCUGUCCCCACCCCUCCCUUCA
Passer montanus (Eurasian tree sparrow) is the source of this 2740-nucleotide messenger RNA. It is a transcript of the gene PGS1, whose product is annotated as phosphatidylglycerophosphate synthase 1. The record is from RefSeq and is a predicted model, not a curated record. Lineage: Eukaryota; Metazoa; Chordata; Aves; Passeriformes; Passeridae. Gene Ontology annotation, molecular function: CDP-diacylglycerol-glycerol-3-phosphate 3-phosphatidyltransferase activity. The coding region runs from base 607 to 2307 and encodes 566 amino acids. The transcript is spliced from 10 exons. Gene Ontology annotation, biological process: cardiolipin biosynthetic process. Gene Ontology annotation, cellular component: mitochondrion.